AUAUUUUUGAAAACUUUCUUCGGCAAUAUUGUUCUAAAUUAUGGCAGGAAUCGAUUGGUAAAUGUUUCAAGUCGCUAAGUGGUCUGGUUGCCGAGAUAUGGGACAAAAACUGCAUUUUUUCGAGGUUUUUUUGGCUUUUCCGGGAAAUCCAGGAAGGAAUUCCGGGAAUUUUUUUGGCCUAUGUUCAUCCUCUGAACUUGCUUAACAUAUUUGCUUUUGGAACUAGUCCUCGAUAUUGCUUCGUUGAGGAGGAGAUACGACUUAAAGCUAAGGACACACAUCCAUCCAUACAUUCCCAGAAAUGACAAGUUAAUAAACGCAAUUCUCCAGAAUGGAAAUUGCGCUAAAAAAUAAUCAAAAUCUUGAAAUGAUUAUUAUUAAAACAAGGCCUAAAGCCUAUAUAAUAUAUUACAGUAUCUAUAUAUUAUAUAAUUCGCUUCUGGGAGACGCUAGAAAACAAGCUGAAAGCGCGCUCCCUACCACCCCCACCCCUACAUGGUCUGGUGAGCUGUGGUUCACGAUAAAUGUUUAUAAACAGAGCCGGGUUUAGUGACGACUAUUAGGGGCAGAUAAUUUAGUUUGAAAUUUAGUUAUAAAUAAUAAAGUAAAGUAGUAAAGGCUAACGAAUGCAUGUGUUACUAAUUAUACUUAUCUGUAGUGUCAGCAAUAAGCCAUGUUUCCAGACAUUAUUUCCAAGUUGUGUAUAAAGAUAAUUCAUAAAACCUUGUACAAUGAUGCUUUUUAAAACAGCGAAAUAAAAAUUAGAAAAUGAAUAGGCUAAUUGCAGUUAAUUAAUUCAGGGAUGUGGCACCAUAUUAUAGUACAUAGAACUUUUUAAAAAAAAGGAUAUCUUUACAGAUGACAAUGUAUUAUAUUAAAAAGAAGUAGUAAAGGCCUAGCAAGUUAUCUUUUAUAUUGACAUGGGUAGUAUCCCUUCUCAGAAACCAACACUUUUUAAUGGUACAAAAAGAAGUAAUUUAACAAGCUCAAAAAUGGCAAGUAAACUUGUGAACAAGAAUGGUGAAAAUGAUGUAAUAGUUAUAGAUGACCAGCCUGAUGGGGUAGAUACGGAAAAAGCAGGUGAGAGUGACGCAAAGGAAUGGAGUUGUCAGAGAUGUACGCUGCUGAACUCUGUGACCUUGACCAAAUGUUCUAUGUGUGAAUCUCCCAGAGUCUCACGUCUGCCCACUGUACGUGACGUAGAUUCUUACUUGUCUAGUGCACAGCAGUUAGCCAGCAGUACGGAUAAACUUACAAACUCAAUUCAACCAGAGGCUAGUGCUGCAGAUAAACUUCCAAAAUCAAUUCAACCAGGAGCUAAUAAUACAGAUAAACUUCCAAAAUCAAUUCAACCAGCAGCUAGCAGUAAACUUCCAAAAUCAAACCAGCCUAAUGGUACUGAUGUAUCUGUUAAUAUUGACAAGGUUGAUGUAAAUUCUAAACCAACUGCUGAGAAGAAUAUCAAGCCUUGUUUAAAUAAAGCACCCCCAGCGUUAGACAGUAAAGCACCCCCAGUGUUAGACAGUAAAGUCCCCUCAGUGACAGAGGAGGAGUGGGUGUGUCAGGUGUGUACUUUCUCUUGUAACCCCCACUGGGAGAAGAAGUGCCAGGCUUGUUUUAAGCCAAGACCAUGUGACCUGAAGCGUGGCAGAGACAGUGUAUCGCCCCCCAGCCCGUUAGAGUUUUCUAAGGACAGCGUCUCCUACAAGCACCGCCCCACCCAGAGCUCAUCUCUGCAACAGGUGCCGAAACAAAGUCAAGUCCAACUGGUAGAAGCCAGUCCUACAAAUCUCAAAGGUUGGACGUGUUCUGUAUGCACCUUGAUCAACACCGAAAUGGCAUUAGCCUGUAGUGCUUGUCGGAAUCCUAAAAAUAUUGCUCAGAAAACUUCAUCAAGACCUCCACAAAAUCAGACAGCUAAAACAAUUGGUCCCACAGACCAACACUCAGUGAAGUUUGAUUUUCAUAGAGAGGAGAGUUCUCUGGUGGAAGACAUUAGACUUUUUGAAGAAAAAGAGGCAUGUGAGCUUAGAGAAAAAAUAAUCAAACAUUGCAGAUCAUCCGGGGAUUCAUUUGUUGAUGAUUCUUUUCCUCCUGCACCAAAGUCACUUUAUUUUGAUCCGAAGAAGCCCUUCUCACUCAAGGGAAAUGGAUUUCAAGUCGGCUACCCGUCUUCUGAUGAGAUUAAAUGGUUUCGCCCCAACCAAAUUAUGGUACAGGGUAAUCAGACACUACCAUGGGCUGUGUAUAGGACACCAAUGCCAGAAGAUAUAUCACAGGGUGUCCUGGGGAACUGCUGGUUUUUUAGUGCAUUAGCUGUUGUGGCAGAGAGCUGUGAGCUAGUCGAGCAUAUCAUUUUUAGCAAAGAGAUCUGUGCAGAGGGAGCUUAUCUAGUCAGACUGUGUAAGGAUGGGCUGUGGAAAACUGUUUUAAUUGAUGAUUACCUCCCCUGCAAUUCUCAGAGGCUGCUAGUUUUUUCCCAGGCUAGGAGAAAGCAACUCUGGGUAGCAUUGAUAGAAAAAGCAAUGGCCAAGCUUCAUGGCUGCUAUGAGGCUUUGGUGGCAGGGAAAUGUAUAGAAGGCUUGUCUACCCUGACUGGAGCUCCUUGUGAGAGCAUUUCACUACAAAGUGACGGGUCUGGUGGUGUGGAGGUGGACCCUGACAUCAUUUGGGCAAAAUUGCUGAGCUGCAGGGAGCUAAAGUUUUUGAUGGGUGCGUCGUGUGGGAGUGGCAACAUGAAUGCUAACGAGGAAGAUUUCUCUAGUGUUGGUCUCAGGGCUAAGCAUGCCUACUCCAUUUUGGAUGUCCAAGAUUUAGAGGGCAACAAACUGAUCCGACUUCGCAACCCCUGGGGUCGCUACUCAUGGAAAGGCAACUGGAGUGAUGGGUCACCCUCGUGGCAGACGGUAACAGAAGAAGGAAGGAGGAAGUUGAUGGCCGUGGGGGAGGAGCAAGGAGUUUUCUGGAUGCAGUUCUCUGAUCUCAUGAGGUAUUUUGAUAGCAUUGACAUCUGUAAGAUCCGGCCACACUGGCAGGAGAAAAGAAUUCAGGGCAUGUUCCCUAUCAAUGGAUCCAACGCAACCAAAAUCAUCAAGAUUAGUGUUUUUCAAACAACAGAAAUUGAAUUUGGUCUUUUUCAAGAAGGUUCAAGGGGUGUUGCUGGCGGCAAGUCUCCACUGGACCUGUGUUUGCUGGUCCUGAGAGAGUCCCCCAACCUCCAGCAGGUGGCGGUGGGCAAGCUGGAGGUCCACAGUUCACGCCAACUGCGGGGGUUUGUCGGCUGCAGCCACAUGUUCUCUCCUGGGGAUUAUGUCAUUGUGCCACUGGCAUUUAACCACUGGAAAAUUGACUUUGAUGCUUCUAAGGCCAUGGGUCCCCAUUAUGUGGUGUCCAUCCAUAGCUCUAAGAAGCUGAUGGUGAGUGAGAACCUUGUGUCCAGACCAUUUGUGCUGGCUGAUGCCCUCAUUCAGCUGGCUGUCAGCAAGGGCAACAAAGAGGAGAUUCGACAAGGAGUCACAGCUUAUACCCUGAUGAAGGGAUGGGCAGGGUGUAUUUUUGUUGUAGAAAACCGCCUUCCAGCCCACUACGUCAAUUUGAUUUCAGACUGUAAAGACAGCUGCAACAUAGUAUCAACACGAGGAACCCUAGAAACAACAGAUGUUAUCCCCCCUUACCACAGGCAAGUGAUCAUGGUGCUUUCCCACCUGGAGCGAAGUCAACCGUACCAUCUGUCCAGGCGACUGAUCCACCGGACAAGUUCCUUCAUUGAGGGGCCACCCCACUCUCCACCAAUCACAGAGCAGCUUGCCCCACUUCACAUUCCCCGUCCCUACGUGUGACACAACUGGGCAGCAUUGCCAUCACGUUCCCUACCUGACCAAAGGCCAUUAGUGAAGAACAGCUUUUUGCUGCAUUUAUUUCAUUCUUUUUUAUCAUGAACUGGACUUGAAAAGUUGUUGUGUGUGAUUGUUUCUACAUUAUUGUAAUCUUGCUCAUGAUGUAAUGAUUAUGAAGCCAUUUAUUGAUCUUUCUUUUGAAAGUUUAUAUUUUAAGUUUUUGUUUAAGAGGAUCAGUGUUCUAAAUAGUAUCAUUAUGUUUAUUGUACAGCCAGUCUUAACAGAACCUCUGAAAGAAAAUUACUGAAUUGAUAUAGUAAUUUACUAAUCUUUUAUACUUCUACUUAUAAACAAACAAUCUCUAUCUUCAAUAAUUAGGAAAUAUAGUGUUGCUCAAAAUUAAUUGAAUUAUCUCCCUUUUUCCUCCUUCAUUUGGAAAAAAUAAAAGCAUGGAUUUUAUUGUACUAUUGUUCAUUCCAAUGGUAAAAAGUAUUACAUUUUAAAUUUGUAUACUAAUAUCACGAAUUUUUUUCAACGUGAACUGGCGAGCAAAUCAUUCAUGUAUAGCAUCUGUUAACUUACAGUUAAAAAUGUCUGUUGGUGCUCUUUAUUAAGUGCUACCUUGAUGUUUUCCUUUAUUUUUACCACCGUAUUUGUUUCAUCAUUUUAUGUGCUAGUUUGCUUUUUUUAAAAUCCAGUAUUUGUACUUAAAUUUGUUAAAAAUUAAAACACAAUUUGUGUACUCAUGUUUUGGGAUGAUAGCUAUAGCAAAUGCUAAAUUAACUUAGUGAAAGAUAAAAUAAAUUUCACAAAAUACUCAAUUUUGUAACAUGAAUAGUAUGUACCUUGGGUUUUUUUUUUGGUCAACUGAUUCAAGUUAUCAUUGUUAUUUAG
Molecule: messenger RNA, 4730 nt
Organism: Physella acuta
Lineage: Eukaryota; Metazoa; Mollusca; Gastropoda; Physidae
Product: calpain-15
Biological process (GO): proteolysis
Cellular component (GO): cytoplasm
Molecular function (GO): calcium-dependent cysteine-type endopeptidase activity
Source: RefSeq, a predicted model, not a curated record